AUGUCCUCGUACAAACUGUCUCUGUUCACCUCAUUCAAAUCAGCCACGCCCCACCGGUUGGAAGAAACCCCAACCCCAUUCUCCUACCGAGUCCAGGCCAUCACCGCAUACACCAACACCAAUGGCGCUUCCCUCGCCCUCCCGCCAAUCCAGCCCCUCUACGGCGCAACACCAACUAGCUAUUCCGGCAGUGGCGUGCCCGUUGCGAAUGCCACUUGGUGGAAUUGCUGCCGCUGCAAGAACAUGGUGAACCCCGACCUGGCACCAGAAGAUCGAUGCCCGAUCUGUGAGCACACUAAGUGUGUGGACUGUCGUGCCGUUGUUGUUUGA
Messenger RNA from Penicillium daleae, 330 nucleotides. RefSeq lists its product as uncharacterized. The transcript has a single exon. Lineage: Eukaryota; Fungi; Ascomycota; Eurotiomycetes; Eurotiales; Aspergillaceae. The record is from RefSeq and is a predicted model, not a curated record. The coding region runs from base 1 to 330 and encodes 109 amino acids.